Messenger RNA from Batrachochytrium dendrobatidis JAM81, 1221 nucleotides. RefSeq lists its product as uncharacterized. Lineage: Eukaryota; Fungi; Chytridiomycota; Chytridiomycetes; Rhizophydiales. The record is from RefSeq and is a predicted model, not a curated record. Bases 1 to 1221 code for a protein of 406 amino acids. The transcript has 4 exons.
AUGCCGUGUGGUGAGCACCAAGUAGUUCAAGUUUAUCCCGAUAUUCUGAAAGAUGUCUUGGAUAACACGUUCUUUGGAAUGAUAGAAUGUGAUAUUGCUGUUCCUGAACAUUUAAAGGAAUGCUUUGCUGGAAUGCCUCCCAUAUUCAAGAAUGUUGAGAUUACAUGCAAUGAUUUAAGCUUUGACACAGGCACAUGCCAAACCAGAUUACAAAAAGUCCGAGAUACAAGUCCUGGUUAUAAAUUACGUGGAGAAAUGAUGAAGUUGAUGGGAAAGUCUUCCUAUGGUAAAUGCAUCACAGAUUUCUUGAAGCACGAGACAGCCAAGAUUGUUACUGGAGAUAACUACAUCAAAAACAUUAGAAGGAAUAAUUACAUUGAACAUCAAGACAUGAACAAAGGAUGCGAGUUUCGUUUCAAAAAGAUGUCGUUCAAACAAAGUUUACUUAUUCAUAUUAGAUUUCAAGUGUAUCAAUUAGCGAAACUACGAGUGCUUCAAUUUUACUACGACUCUAUUGAUUAUUCCAUUGACAAAAGUGAUUAUCAGUACUGUAUGAUGGACACUGAUUCAGCUUACAUUGCUAUAUCUGAUGAAUCGUUAGAAGUCAUAAAACCAAGCUUAAAAGAUGAAUUUAAAAAGGAUCGGCAUCUGUGGUUGGAAAGAGACGAUACCAUUGAGAAUAAGGUGUAUGACAGCAGAACACCGGGUCUGUUCAAGUUGGAAUAUGAAGGAAACUGUAUUAUAUCAUUGGCCAGUAAAAUGUACUAUUAUGAUGAAAACAAAUUCAGUUCAAAAGGGAUUAACAAGGAACAAAAUGAAAUCACAAAACAAAAGUAUGUGGAUGCUUUAAAAGAACUAAAGAAAAAUUACAAAUACUACCAACUCAAAAAGAUUAAAUCAUCAGAGACAUUUACUGUAGAACAAGUUGAAAGAGAGCGUCCAAUGACAAAUAUACAACGUCGAAAUAAGAGAGAAUUAGACGAACUGGAAAGACUUGAAGAACCUGAGAGCAAGAAACGAAAGAAUUACAGCGACUAUUUACAAUGCGUCAAGAAUUGGGAUUCCUAUUCUACUGAACAACAAGAACAGCUAAAGAAAUGGUACAGAGAUUACUAUUCUCAAAACAAGGAAUCCGAAAGACAGAGAUACCGAACUUAUUAUGCUCUACAUUCAGUUACUGAAAGAGAACGAUUAAACAAGUAUAAAAAGCCAAAGAACUAA